Colletotrichum acutatum is the source of this 626-nucleotide messenger RNA. RefSeq lists its product as uncharacterized. The record is from RefSeq and is a predicted model, not a curated record. The transcript has a single exon. The coding region runs from base 127 to 459 and encodes 110 amino acids. Lineage: Eukaryota; Fungi; Ascomycota; Sordariomycetes; Glomerellales; Glomerellaceae.
UUCGAAACUGGGAUCCUCGCCAGUCACGAUCGUCCAGCAAAUGCUAACCACGUCCUCCGUUUGCUGUCACAUUUGACAUGCUAUUCGCGGCGCGUCUACAGCAUUCACUCGACGUGUCACGCCUUCAUGGGAAUGACAAACUCCACAGCGGCUUCAUGCGCGAGCAGCUGUCGGCUGGAUUUUGUCCUGAUCCUGUUGAUUCAAACGCUGUCUGCCACGUCGCACGCUGUCGCACCCAUUGGGAAUGUGUGCACUGAGCUUUCGCCGUGGUCUGGUUUUGCCCCCUCUGGCCUGUGGAAUCCUACAUUACAACAGAGAGUGGCUAGGCUUGCUAGGUAUCUUGCCAGACUUGGUCUAGCAUGUUUAUGUGUCAUGCAGGAGGUAGCACCGCUUCUGCAGGUACAGACUACAGGCACAUCCUCCGCCAGCAGGAAUCGUGCAAUUCGCUCGCUGGGUUAGGAGCUAAGGCGCCCGUACUUCGUCCAGGCGGUCACCUUGGGUUGGAUUAACUGACUAUGGCAGGACAUAUGCCGCAAUGUCUUCUGCUCAGCCGUCACUUGCGCCGUCGCAUGAGUGCACCGUGUCUCCAGUAUAAACAUGCUUUACAAGAACAGCAUUAGGGCGUU